Molecule: messenger RNA, 3920 nt
Organism: Chlorocebus sabaeus (green monkey)
Lineage: Eukaryota; Metazoa; Chordata; Mammalia; Primates; Cercopithecidae
Source: RefSeq, a predicted model, not a curated record
AUACUCGUUUCCUAACAGAGCGUUACUCCAGCCCACUUGCCCAAGCCCACCAGGCCGCAGGGUUUAGGAGCAACCAGGGUAAGGGCAGCCCUGAACCGGAACAAGUGUCAAUUCACAUUACCGGCACUGGUCCUGGUUCGGAAAGUCUGGGCAGGAACCGUGAGACCCAGAGAAGCCACCCGCCCAAGGCCGCCUCCAGCCUCCCCCCCACCAGCAGCCCAGGGCCCCGCCCUACCGGCAGCCGCGCCUCGCCGCCCUUCCUCCAGCUUGGCCCUAACGGCUCGCAAUGGCGGAACAGGGAGGCAGGAGCACUGCCGCUUGGGGAACCUCACCCGCCGGCCCAGGGCUCAGCUCGCCGUCUGACAGCCCCGGGUACCUUGCCCAGCGGGGUGCAAGGCCGGCCUGCGGCAAACGCCACUACCGGGCAGUCACGGCCACAACUGCUUCCGGGUGAGCGGGUCGUCGACCCUGUGGCCCCGCCCAUCCUUUGCCUCCUCAGUCGGCCGCUCAGGCUGCGGCUCCUCCCGGGGCCGGUUCCCGCUGUCUCAGCCGCGGCGCAGAGGGCACUUCGGCCUGACCGACUAGCCGGCUGCCGGUGCCGGGAGCCGCCGCGUCCAUCCCCGCCCGCCUGGCCGGGGGACCCAGGACUGAGUCGUCCAGCUGCGCCCCUCGCCCCUAGCCCCAGCGGGCGCCGGGGCGGGCAAGCCGCUCUUCGGCCCUUCCCGGACAGCGACGCAGUCACAGCGCGCGCUCUAACCCAGAUGUGGGAAGAUAAAUGAAGGGGUCUAGAAGUAAGUGUCAGUGGAAAGGAGAGCUACCAUCACUAAGAGACAGGAUUUCACCGUGUUGCCCAGUCUCGUCAUUUUUCUAAUACUGGGCUGAAAACACAGUUAAAUCACUUUCAAAGUUAAAAGACUGUUAAGAACACAAGAUGGGGACUCCUGGUUCUGGGAGGAAAAGAACACCUGUGAAAGACCGAUUUUCUGCAGAAGAUGAAGCUCUGAGUAACAUUGCCAGAGAGGCAGAGGCAAGGCUGGCAGCAAAACGGGCUGCCCGGGCAGAAGCAAGAGAUAUACGCAUGAGAGAACUGGAACGGCAACAAAAAGAGGAAGAUUCGGAAAGGGCCAGGUAUUCCCACCGGUCCAGUCACCAUCGUCCUUAUCUGGGAGUUGAGGAUGCGUUGUCCAUUCGAAGUCUUGGCAGUCACAGGAACCCAUCGAAGGAUAUAACUGGGACACUUUGGAGCAGAGCCAGUACACCCAAAAGGAAAGACACCAUGUAUGAUAUGUUCAAGGAUAGAUCAUCAAGACUUUCAUCAUUAAAUCAUUCUUAUAGUCACUCUCAUGGAAUGAAGAAGAGGUCUUCUGGUUCUCAUAAAGACCCACUGAGUGGCCUCUACUUUGACCAGAGAAACUAUAGCAGUCUUAGACAUAGCAAACCCACCUCUGCCUACUACACUCGGCAGUCUUCUUCCCUGUACAGUGACCCUCUGGCAACAUAUAAGAGUGACAGGGCGUCAUUGUACAAUGGUGGAUUAUAUAACCCUUAUGGUUCUCGAACUCCAUCUGAAUGCAGUUAUUACUCAUCAAGAACAAGUUCAGCCCGAAGCAGUCCAGUGUUUACCAAUGAUGACACCGCAAGCAUUGUGUCUUCUGAUUGUGCCAGUCAUGGACAAAGGGAGAGUGUGGUUUCUGCCGCCGAUUAUUUCAGUCGCUCCAAUCGUAGGGGAAGUGUUGUCUCCGAGGUGGAUGACAUCAGUAUCCCAGAUUUGUCCAGCUUGGAUGAAAAAUCUGACAAACAGUAUGCCGAAAAUUAUACAAGACCUUCAUCUCGAAAUUCUGCCUCAGCAACAACCCCUCUAAGUGGAAACUCAUCCAGACGAGGAAGUGGGGACACCAGCAGCUUAAUAGAUCCAGACACCUCAUUAAGUGAAUUGCGGGAUAUCUAUGACCUUAAGGACCAGAUACAGGAUGUAGAAGGGAGAUACAUGCAGGGGCUUAAAGAACUGAAGGAAUCUUUGUCUGAAGUGGAAGAAAAAUACAAGAAAGCCAUGGUUUCCAAUGCACAGUUAGACAAUGAGAAGAACAAUUUGAUCUACCAAGUAGACACACUCAAGGAUGUUAUUGAAGAGCAGGAGGAACAGAUGGCAGAAUUUUAUAGAGAAAAUGAAGAAAAAUCAAAGGAGUUAGAAAGGCAGAAACAUAUGUGUAGUGUGCUGCAGCAUAAGAUGGAAGAACUUAAAGAAGGCCUUCGGCAAAGAGAUGAGCUUAUUGAGGAGAAGCAGCGCAUGCAGCAGAAAAUAGACACCAUGACAAAAGAGGUGUUUGACCUCCAGGAGACACUUCUUUGGAAAGAUAAAAAAAUUGGGGCCCUAGAGAAACAGAAAGAAUACAUUGCCUGCCUUAGGAAUGAGAGAGAUAUGCUCAGAGAGGAGCUGGCUGACCUGCAGGAGACAGUGAAGACGGGAGAGAAACAUGGCUUAGUUAUAAUCCCCGAUGGCACUCCCAAUGGUGAUGUCAGUCAUGAACCAGUGGCUGGAGCCAUCACUGUUGUGUCUCAGGAAGCUGCUCAGGUCUUGGAGUCAGCAGGAGAAGGGCCAUUAGAUGUAAGGCUACGAAAACUUGCUGGAGAGAAGGAAGAACUACUGUCACAGAUUAGAAAACUGAAGCUUCAAUUAGAGGAGGAACGACAGAAAUGCUCCAGGAAUGAUGGCACAGUGGGUGACCUGGCAGGACUGCAGAAUGGCUCAGACUUGCAGUUCAUCGAAAUGCAGAGAGAUGCCAAUAGACAAAUUAGCGAAUACAAAUUUAAGCUUUCAAAAGCAGAACAGGAUAUAACCACCUUGGAGCAAAGUAUUAGCCGGCUUGAGGGACAGGUUCUGAGAUAUAAAACUGCUGCUGAGAAUGCUGAGAAAGUUGAAGAUGAACUGAAAGCAGAAAAAAGGAAGCUACAACGAGAGUUACGAACAGCACUGGACAAGAUUGAGGAGAUGGAGAUGACCAACAGCCACCUGGCCAAGCGGCUGGAGAAGAUGAAGGCCAACAGGACAGCACUUUUGGCCCAGCAGUAGGAAAACCACCCUUCAACCUGGGUGAUGCUCCUUGGGGCCCUACCUAGAGGGACUGACUUUUGUCCAUUGACACAAACCCCUUUUAGUACUGUUUUGAGUUUUGUCAUUAAAACAGCCACCUUUGUAUUUUAUAAUUUAUGAGAGAAUGAAGCCAGUUUGAAUCUUCAUGAAUGAACACUUUGGAUUUUGUUGUAGUUUGAUUCUAGGCUAGAACCAGUCCAUGCUGUUUUUAUUUUUUAUCUCCGUAAUUGUAGAAUCAUGUUUACUCAACAUUUUUCCCCAGCUGCCUCAGUAACUGGGCACUCGGAGGCCUUGGCACGGGUUCUGGAGGACAGACAGCAAUUCUAUGAGUGCUCACUGAGAUACUUGCUGGAGACCUCAGAAAACACAAGUGCCUUCUCCACGGUGCAAUUCAGACUUCAGUGAUCUCCAGUGGUCAAAAGACAUUUACCCUUAAUAUCAGACGACAUUUGUAUUUUAGUGAAGAAACAAGUUCUUGGGUGGGGAAUCUAUGUUUCACUCAAAUUUAUAUGUUUGGAGGAAAAAAGCCUUUUUUUUGUAAGAUAUUUAAAUUUAUAUAAGAAAAUGUUAGAAAAAAAUAUGGGGGAGUGUAUAUAAAACUCGCUUUAUUGCAUGGGGCAGGGGAAGUCCAGACCUAAUACUCUUAAAGUUUAAGAGUUGGGUCCUUUUUUCUUCAAUACAACUGUGCUGUACCUUGUAAAGUAUUUUAUCUGCUGCUUAUUUGUGGAAUGAAACCUCAAACAAACCCAAAGGGGGAGGGUAGGGCAGGGUGGGCAGAUCGGAAAUCUGCCUGCAGAUUCUAUUAAAUACACCCUUUUGCCAACCACAA